AUGGCAUCAACUAGUUUAGUACAAGCUGACCGAGACUACAGCAUGGCAUCAACUAGUUUAGUACAAGCUGACCGAGACUACAGUGAAGACUACGUAUACAGUGAAGGGAAUCCCAUUCAAGGUACAUUUUCAUCAAACAGUGAAGGGAAUCCCAUUCAAGGUGUUCCAAUGAACUUGGACCAGUAUGCUAUAGAAGGUCUCAGAUUUGACAUUGAGGACCCAGUGCGAAAUUGCUACAUUCCAGUGAGGCAAAGAUUACAAGACAUGCUUUACAAAGUCUUGGCGUUCUUAGUGCCUCACAUUAAACACAUUGGGGAGAAAAAAACAAAGCAUUGUCAGGCAGUUCAGCUUGUGAAUUUGGCGUGCCAGCAAAUUAGUACUCUAAGUGACUACGAGGCUUAUGAAUCAAUUGUGAAAGGCCCAUUGCUUUCCGCAGAAAAAUUUGGAGUGAAAGAGGUGGUGGAACAAAUAUUGCAUGGUUUUCCGGAUGCAAUUUUGUUUCGUGAUGAAGAAGAUCAUUCUGUAUUGGAAUUGGCAAUUUUACAUCGUCAGGAAAAAGUUUUCAACUUCAUAUAUCAUAUGGAUUCAUGUAAAAAUCUCAUGUCCACCCGCUUGGACAAGGGAGGUAACAGUAUACUGCACUUGGCGGGGACACUGGCGCCUCAAAGCAAACUAAAACUAAUUCCUGGUGCAGUACUUCAAAUGCAACGUGAGAUGCAAUGGUUUCAGGAAGUCGAGAAAUUUCUGCCACCCAAAUUUAGACUGAAGGAAAACAAAAAUGGAGAAACUCCUGCAGCGCGAUUUACUGCACAACAUGAGAACCUAGUACGUGAAGGAGAGGAUUGGAUGAAAGGUGUAGCAAAUUCAUGCACAAUUGUGGCAUCCUUGAUCGCCACUAUAGCGUUUGCAGCUGCAAUCACCGUUCUCGGCAGCAAUCACAGCAGUACUGGCCUCCCGAUUUUCUCUAAUGAAAGUGCAUUCAUCGUCUUUGCCUUUUCAAAUGCAUUAUCUUUAUUCACAGCCGCCACUUCUCUAUUGAUGUUCUUGUCCAUCUUUACUUCACAAUAUGGGGAAAGCGAUUUUCUUUAUGUUCUUCCCAAGAGGCUUAUAAUUGGUCAUGUCACCUUAUUUCUCUCCAUAACAACCAUGAUGAUAGCCUUUACUACUGUCCUCUGUCUUGUGGUCGGCAAACACAAGGAAAAGAUACUAAUUCCUGCAGCAGCAGUAGCUAGUGUUCCAAUCUAUAUUUUCACAUCCUUGCAGUUCCCUCUCCUCUUGGAUCUAAUCUAUUCAACGUACGGUAGCAUUUUUCGCAAGAAAAAUGAUCACCCCAUUUUCUUGCGAAAAAUGGGGCUCCUUGUCCAUCGGAUAUGGUCACAAUUGUUUGGUCGAGGGCAUUGA
Messenger RNA from Diospyros lotus (date-plum), 1401 nucleotides. RefSeq lists its product as uncharacterized. The transcript has 5 exons. The record is from RefSeq and is a predicted model, not a curated record. NCBI's taxonomy places the organism in Eukaryota, Viridiplantae, Streptophyta, Magnoliopsida, Ericales, Ebenaceae. The coding region runs from base 1 to 1401 and encodes 466 amino acids.